UCCCACUCCCUUAUUCCAUGUCAGAAGCAGCACAUGCUGUUCCUGUCCGGGGGUUCAGGACCCCUACACUGGCUCCUGCGCGUGUGCCUGAUCGGUUCCCCAGCAGCCCCACACAGGCGCUGCGUCCCCUCUCGUUGGCAGUUCGCUAUCCCCCUCAAUUCCCCCUCUCCUCCCGGCUCCCUGUGGCAUUUGGAGGCUCCCACCGUCGGCUCCAAAUGUUUUCCAUAUUUGUUCAGCCUCCGUGAUUCAAAUACCGGGAGCGGCUCAGCCUGCGCCCAGCCCAGUGAGCUCCCGGGGGCCGCGCAGCCCACCCACCCACCGGCCAUGGGCCAGGACGAGCAACUACCAGCCUCCAACGCUCCCCAAGGCAAACCGAGGCAGGGGCCAUCGGCGCCCUCCGGGGAGCGGGGCACCGCCUCAGGGGCCCAGUGCGACCUGGAGCCGAAGAAAGGCAAAAGGGACCCCAAAGCCUGCGGGGAGGAGGAAGCCCGAACUUGCUGUGGCUGCCGUUUCCCGCUACUGCUCGCCCUGUUGCAGAUGGCCUUAGGCAUCGCUGUGACAGCUGUGGGCUUUGUUAUGGCAGGCGUCAGCUCUUCCUUGCUAGUCAGAGAUACUCCAUUUUGGGCUGGGAUCAGUGUUUGUGUGGUGUCCUAUCUUGGUUUGUUCAUGCUCUGUGUCUCCUAUCAAGUCGAUGAACGGACAUGCAUCCAGUUUGCUAUGAAACUGUUCUACUUUCUGCUGAGUGCCCUAAGCCUGAUUGUCUGUGUGCUGGCAGUGGCCUUUGCUGCCCAUCACUACAACCAGCUUACACAGUUGAUCUGCAAAGACACCCUCGAUUCCUGCCAGUGCAAAAUGCCCACAUCGGAUCCACUAAGCAGAGCCUUUGUUUACCAGGAUGUCAGUGACUGCACCAGCAUCACCAGCACGUUCAAACUCUUCCUACUCAUCCAGAUGGUUCUCAACUUGCUCUGUGCCAUGGUGUGCUUGCUGGCAUGUUUCAUGAUGUGGAAACACAGAUACCAAGUCUUUUAUGUGGGUGUCCGCUUGUGCUCUCUAACUACUUCUGAAGGCCAACAGCAGAAAGUCUAAUUUUUUCACUAACGGCAGAAGGGUGGGGAGGAAACAUUUUACCAACAGUCUGGGCAACCUGAAUAGUUAAAAACAGCAACAACAACAUUUUUGGCACCAACUGAUGUGCAUAAAAUCUCAAUGAACAUAUUUUUAUAUAUUUUAGUAAUACUAUUUCUAUUGCAAAAAUUUUUGGUGGGAAAAAAUAAUUUAGAAAACUAUAGGAUUGUAAAAGCAUAGCUCAAUAGAUUCUUCCAAUAAAGCCAAUUCCUGAUUAUCCACAAUGGAGAAAGAUAAUAGUGAUCAUUGAAAUCUAAAUAUAGUCCCUAAUUGUUAUUUUCCUCAUUAGCUUUAGGCUUCUUCCCUAUUCAUUAAUUAGGUAAAAAUUGAUAUUCUGAGCCCCGAAACAAAGCAUUGCAAAGAAACCCAUUCUCCAAUCCCAGAAAUACUUUUUGCAUACACCCUGGGGAACCCCUUCUUUUUUGUGUCCCCCUCCCCCAAGGGGCCCGUCGCUACUAGAGUAGUAGUUAUACUGUUCCAGACAGGUACAUUUGAUUUGAUUCAUUUGAUUUUCAUCUCCUGUCAUCCCACACUGAAGCAGAUUCAAAGUGGGUCUCAUAAGGAAGGGCAGGCAAUGGAGGUCUAGAUAACCCCCUGAGAUAAUCCCACUGAGAUAAUCCUCAAAAACUAGAGGAUAAAAGCCUUAUCAAUCUAGGGACUAGUUACCACAAAUGUUUGGUGAACCGAGUUACUAGGAAUUCAGUCUCAAGCAAGCCUUUCCCUGGUGACAGUUCCUCAAUAAUUGAGAGGAGACGAUCAUUAUAUCUUGAACAAUCUAGAUGUUGAAAAAACAUUUCUUUUAAACUCUUUCCUUCUGUCCUAGUAACAACUCUAAGACAGAAGUGCAAAGGCUAAGCAAAUAGGGCUAGGUGAAGUGUCUGAGGCUAGAUUUACCUCAGCUCCUCCCAAUUCCAGUCCUGGUGCUCUAUCCACUGUGCCACUUAGCUGCCCCGCGAAGUUAUUUUUUAAUAAUUAUACUUUCCUUCCAGUCCAAUGGGACAGCCAUUUUUAAGUAAAUUGUUGCUUAUAUAUGUUCAAAAGUCCACUAACCUGUUUACAAUGAAAAUGAUAUCAUCAGUAUUCCUGUGAAUUGUACUCAUUUAAAAAAAAAGAAGCUUGGAAGAACUAUUUUUAUUGAGAGUUGAGUUUUAUAAGGGAAGGAGAUUCAUAAGUAACUUGGGUUAAAAGAUAUAUAUAAACCCAAGUAGAAGGGAAUAUGUAACCAUAUUAUUAUCUAUAUACUUGGAUAUCCUAAACAUUUUAGUGCUCUAAAGUGGAAAACUGAACUAAGACUUUUGGGAAACUCUCUAUAACCUUUAGGAAUCUGGACAAUAUUGUAGAGUCCUUACUCAAGCCCACUCAUAUUAAUGAGAGUCGCAUUUAGGCUUCUGAACCUUGUGUGCUAUCGGUACUGCAUAGUGGGAUCCAUUUAACAAGCAUCUACUGAGCACCUACAUGUGCAAAGUGGCAUAAACAUUCUCUAGGCUCCAUGGACACAAUUUGUUUUUAAAAUUGAAUUCCAUACACUACUAGAGUGUCAUCAUUUUUAUGAAGGCACUAAAAAUGGGGAGUCGUAAGCAUAAAAGAACAUUCUCCAUACAACACUGAAACUUGUUAGCAUGAAAGCACACAUUCAAGUUGUUACUUCAGUAAUUCUCCACAUACUUUUCCUAUUAAUAUUCUUAGCCAGCUACAAAAUGGCAAAAAUCCCACAAAAUCUUUUGUGCCUUGGAAGACCAAUAAAUAAUUCCAAUGUGAUUGUGAAAAUGAAGUUUCUUUCUACACAAUGCCAAAUGUCUGGAUGAAAUAUGAAAAAUUCAUUCAAUAGCCCAGAUGUGUGCAAAUAUCUAAAUUAUUUUAGCUGAAAACCUAUUGCUUUUUAAAAAACUUUUCAUCCAGAUAUUUUGACAUUGGCUAUAUAGAACUUAGAUGCAAAAGUAAUAGAGAAAGAUUGGGAUGGGGGAGGGAGAGAGAGGAAGAGGGAAGGGGAAAAAGGAGGGGAGGGAGAGAGGAGGGGAGGGGGUAGGGAGGGAGAGAGAAUAGAAGCAGCUUUGUAGCUCAGUGGAUUGAGAGAACCAGGCCUAGAGACAGGAGGUCUUGGGUCAGUCACUUACUAGCUAUGUGACUCUGGGCAAAUCACUUAACUCCCAUUGCCUAUCUCUUACCACUCUUCUGCCUUAGAACCAAUACACAGUAUUGAUUUUAAGAUAAGAAUUUUCUUUAAAAUGGGAAGUCUUCUAGAGCUAGAAAUUUGACAACUGAGAUUGUCUAUAUUGUACCAAAUACCCUGAAGACAAGCUAAAUAACAACUCACAUUUAUGUAAUACUUUAUGCUUUGAAAAGUGUUUUCUUCACAACAGUCUUGAGAGGAAAUGAGCAAGCAUUAUUGACCACAUUUUGAACAAAAGAAACUGAGGCACAGCAUUAUUUGAUUAUUAUGGAAUAUCAGAGUUUGAAGAGAUCUCAAAAACUAUAUAUUUCUGCUUCAUUCUGAAAAAAAAAAAAAGAAUCCCCUCUACAACAGACAAAUCCAAAUUUCUAUUUGUUUGAAAAUUUCAUUUAAGGAAGAAGUCAAGACUGACAAGGGAGUCCACUCCACCGUGGAACAUCUAAAUUCAUUCAAUUUCCCCACAUUGCUUCUAGUUUUUUCCUCUGGUAUAAAGCUAAAAAGAUCUAAUCUUCAUUCUUCAUGUUCAUAUGAUAGUCUUUCAAAUACCUAAAGGCAACUAUCUUGUCCCACCGUUCCCUGCUCUGCCCCUCAAAUACCUCCCCUCCUCAGACUUGUCAUCCCCAUUUUUUCCAGGUGAUCCUUGUAUGGCAUUAAUCUGAAUCCCUUGACUGUAAUUUUUUCUGUCCCCUGACAAUCUUUGCUAAGAUGUAGUACCUAGCAUUGAACAUGAUACUUGCAGAUGUGGUUUGACCAGGGGAAAACCCUUCACAUUAUACCUCUCUUCAUAAUCACAAUAUGGGCUAAUUUUGAGCUUGUAUUUCCACUAUAUCCUCCCAAUUCUUUUCUGAUGAAAUGACGUUUAGCCAUACUUCCACUUCCCUCCUAUCAUACAACCAUCUUAUUCUGGUAAAGUUGGUUUUUUGAACUCAAUUCCAUGAAACUUACAUUUAUCACUAUUCAGUUUUCUAUUACUACAUCCUACCUAAUGUUCUAAACCUGUCAAGAUCUUUCUGAAUCCCUCCUCUGCCACUCAUUGUGCUAACUCCCCUCCUAGCUUUGGGUCAUUGGCAGACUGGAUAAACACACGAUUUUUGUUGUUAUCUAACACCAUUGAUACAAUUUUUUAAACCCUUGCUUUCUGCCUUAGAAUCAAUAAUAAGUACUGGUUCCAAGGCAGAAGAGUGGUAAGGGCUAGGCAAUCUGGGUUAAGUGACUUGCCCAGGGUCACACAGCUAGGAAGUGUUUGAGGUCAAGUUUGAAACCAGGUCUUCCCAUUUCUAAGGCUUGAUUCUCUAUCCACUGAGCCACCUAGCUGCUCCUUUUAUAUUAUUUUCUAGCCCAUAUUGCCAUCUUUUUCACAGGAGGAAUAUAAGAUAUUUAUCAGAUGUUUUGUUACAACCUAAGGAAACUAUAUCUAUAGCAUUCCUUUGCCAAUCUAGUAAUUCUCCCAGAAAUGGAACAAAGGUCAGUUGGCAUGUCUUAUUGGUUCCUUGUCAUCUUACCUCCUUUUCAAAUAUUGUCUCAUCAUCCCUUUUAGAAGAUUAGGGGCUAACCCUGAGGUUUCACUGGUAGAGGGGAUUUCCUUCCCUCUGCCAAUAUGGAUUGAUAGCUUCUCUAUAAUUUGCAGUCUUAGAAGGUUGCCCAGUGCACUGAGAAGAGAUUAUAAGAUUUUUCCCAGUGUCAAACAGCAGGUGUGUACCAGGGGGAUACCUGAACCCAGGUCUUCCAGACUCUGAGGUCUGAUCUCUAUCAAUGCCUUUAUGCCUCUUUUUAUUGAUUCAUCUUAAAAUUCCUUUCCGGUGCUACAGCAUCUAGGCCCCCACUGGGUUUAAGGGUUUUCCUCUGGAGAAUCAAAUCAAUCUGAAAUCUCCAAGGGAGUAAAGGAAAAAAAAUCUGACAUGAAAGAAGAGAAAGAUUUCUGUGCUAGGAAACCUUUGUAUAUUGAUAGAUUUAAAAAUCAUGCUGUAUGAGUAACAAACUGCUUUGGUCUGUCUUUGAGGCAUUUUGAUGUGGUGUUUUGAAAAUAUUGAAGUUACAAUAAUGGCAACAGAAAAGGAACAGAUACACAGCUUACACUCAGCAAAAUGUCACAUUUUUAAAAUCUGGCAACAGGCUGAGAUGGUGACUGUCUUUUCAAAGUCCUGUGAUGUUAAGAUUUGCUCAGUCCUCCUCCUCCUCCUCUUCCACCUCCUUCAACAGCAUUAAAUGAAACAAGACUUUGGAAAAAAGGGGAACAGCCGGGACUUGGCACUGGCUGAGAUGGGAGGAAUACAGCAGCCUCAAGCUCCAGACUUUGUAAGUGAGCCCACUCGUUCAGACCGUGCCUUUUCACGUGAUUGCCAUCUGCGCCUCCCAGCUCCUUCCAACUCUGUGUAGGCAGCUCCUUGGACUCAUGCCUGAAAACAUAGCUCCACCAGGGCCCUGGAAACUGUAGUCAAGUCAGAGGCCUAAAUUCUAUUCCCUCCACUGGAUUAAAAAAAAAUGGAAAUCAUCUAUUCUGAGGGAAGAUUCCAGCGACAGAAAUCAGUGUGUGCUGCUCAGACAGAGACAAACUUUUAUGGACCUAUUUUCUAUUCCUGUACACUUUAAUACUUUCAUGUGUCUCCCCAUUGGUCAUAAGUUUGGAAUUUUAAGGGACCUUAAAAGUAAUUUUUUUCUAAUGUCAGUUCAAAGAUGGGGAAACUGAGGAUGCAGAGAGGUUAGGAGAUUUGCCCAAGGUCAUGCAGGUAGCAAAUGGCAAGAGCUAGGAUUUGAAACUAGUUUAUUUGGCUGCAAAUCUAACACAAUGCCCUUUUAUUUUAAUUUAAAAACCCUUGCCUUUUGCCUUAGUAUCAAUACUGUGUAUUGGUUCCAAAAGGAGCAGUAAGGGUGAGGCAGUGGGGGAUAAAUGGCUUAACUAGGAAGUGGCUAAGACCACAUUUGAACCCAGGACUUCCUGCUCUGAAACCAUUGAGCCACCUAGCUUCCCCCCACAUAAUGCCUUUUUAUGCAUGCUAUAAAUUUGGAAACUCUUUAAAGAUAUUAGCAAAAGUCCCUCAAGAGAGGGACAACAGCUUAGUGGCUUUUAAGGCUCUAUGAAAAGAGCUUAAAAAGGAUCCCUUAAGAAACCAAUCAUUCCCAUGGGGAAAUAUACCUUGAUUCUUUCUCUCAAGAAGUCUCUUUGAUACUAUUCCAUAGCCACAAGUGACUGGAGAUGGCCACUCAAGUGCACUCAAAGAGACUGGCUCAGAUUCAGGUGACAUGGACCAUUUGUCCGGGAAGCCUUUAGCAAAAAGGGGAAGGGGAGGACAAAACCAAUUUCACUCUACCAACUGUAUCAGCCCACAUGGAGAAGGCUCACUUGUAUCUCUCCCUCCCAUGCAAUGAAUACCUUAAUCCUCUUCAUUUGCUUUUCCAGUACUUUAUUAUCUCACUCACUUGCUUAGCUCCACUGUAGUCUACUAAUUAAAUGCUAUAGAGGCACUUUCGUGCUUUGAGUUUAUGCUUCUGCGUAAAUGAAAUGGUUAAUAGAAAUUCCAGCUCUUCCUACUUGUUUAAGGGGGCUUGUUUUUAAAGGGGACAUGUGUAAUGCAUAUUUCCUUUGCUAAUAAAACACUUUCAUAUUCUCGGAAGACA
This is a messenger RNA of Monodelphis domestica (gray short-tailed opossum), 6913 nucleotides long. RefSeq names its product sarcospan (gene SSPN). The record is from RefSeq and is a predicted model, not a curated record. Lineage: Eukaryota; Metazoa; Chordata; Mammalia; Didelphimorphia; Didelphidae. Gene Ontology annotation, cellular component: dystrophin-associated glycoprotein complex; sarcolemma.